CCUGUUGAACGUCCUAACUCACUAGCCAAUCACGCCCCCGAUUUGGCCAUAGCUGCAUUUUUUAUGUUUAUUUCGACAGAUACAGUAACGAUCAUCAGCCGACCUCACGAUUCCAUCGAGUUUCAUGCGGGCUUGAUGGCAAGUCCCAUCUCGCCCGAGCAUCAUCAACCUCUCCAACGAGGCGCAAGCUGGUCAAGUGACAAUUCGACCUCUUCGUCGCAUAGUCAUGAGAGCUUUGCAUCCCCUUACUCAACCCAGGAUGACUCAAGGCCAUAG
Messenger RNA from Protopolystoma xenopodis, 276 nucleotides. NCBI's taxonomy places the organism in Eukaryota, Metazoa, Platyhelminthes, Monogenea, Polystomatidea, Polystomatidae. The record is from the annotation of a GenBank genome assembly.